UAAUUUCUCUGCCAGGUGUAUGGGACUUAGAUUCUCGAAGCAGUGCACUGAACUGUUAAAGGUAAACUAUGACCACUUUACUAUUGGUGUUUGUGUGUUUGCAAGUCAUCACUGCAGCCGUCUCUGUGGAGCUCUCAGACAAUAGUGAUGGCCUGGAAGUGAAGAUACCUGAGCAGUCUCCCCUGCGUGUUGUCCUGGGAAGCUCCCUGAACAUCCCUUGUUACUUCAACAUCCCUGAGGAAGAUGACACCAGUGCUCUGCUGACCCCACGGAUCAAAUGGAGCAAGCUCUCAAAUGGGACAGAAGUUGUCUUGCUAGUGGCUACCGGUGGGAAAAUCCGACUCAACAUGGAGUACAGGGAGGUGAUCUCUUUGCCCAAUUACCCUGCCAUCCCCACCGAUGCCACCUUGGAAAUCAAGGCACUAAGAUCCAACCACACUGGGAUUUAUCGCUGUGAAGUGAUGCAUGGGAUUGAGGACAGACAAGACACCAUAGAGGUCCUAGUAAAAGGCGUUGUAUUCCACUACAGAGCAAUCUCCACGAGGUACACCUUGAACUUUGAGAAGGCCAAGCAGGCCUGCAUCCAGAACAGUGCUGUCAUUGCUACUCCCGAGCAGCUGCAAGCUGCCUAUGAAGAUGGGUACGAGCAGUGUGAUGCCGGCUGGCUGGCUGAUCAGACUGUCAGGUACCCCAUCCACCGUCCCCGAGAGCGUUGCUACGGUGACAAGGAUGAAUUUCCCGGAGUGAGGACCUAUGGUGUCCGGGAGACUGAUGAAACCUAUGAUGUUUACUGCUACGCAGAGCAAAUGCGAGGUAAAGUCUUCUAUGCCACCUCCCCGGAGAAGUUCACCUUCCAGGAAGCCUUUGACAAAUGCCGCAGCCUGGGUGCCCGUUUGGCCACCACCGGGGAGCUGUACCUGGCGUGGAAGGAUGGCAUGGAUGUGUGCAGUGCGGGCUGGCUGGCGGACCGCAGCGUCCGCUACCCCAUUUCCAGAGCACGGCCCAACUGUGGAGGAAACCUGGUGGGCGUGCGCACGGUGUACCUGUACGUCAACCAGACGGGGUACCCUCACCCUCACUCUCGCUACGAUGCCAUCUGCUACAGUGGCGAUGAUCUUGAAGCACUAGUCCCAGUGCAGUUCACUGAUGACACGGGAAGUGAGCUGGGCAGUGCGUUCACCAUCCAGACUGUCACCCAAACUGAAGUCGAGCUACCUCUGCCACACAAUGUCACACAGGAGGAGGCUCGUGGCAGCAUCGCUACCCUGGAGCCCAUUGAAAUCACACCCACUGCCACUGAGCUCUACGAAGGCUUCACCGUUGUGCCCGGACUCUUGCCCACUGGUGUCACAGCAGAGACAGCUUUCCCUGAAGAAGAAAAUGUGACCAGAGAAGAAGUCACACAAGGGUGGACUGUGCCUGAAGUUGUCACAACCUCAGUUUCAGACACUGCCUUCACCACUGGAACAGCAGAAGUGAGCUCGGUGGAAGAGGCCUUUGGGGUGACUGCCACCCCAGGACUAGCGUCUGCCUCUCCGUUCACAGCAGAAGAUCAGAUUGUACGAGUGACGGCUUACCCUGAUACUGCUCUCCUCCCUGAGCAGCCCAUUUCUCCCACAGGUGUGGUGUUCCACUAUCGUGCUGCCACCAGCAGAUAUGCCUUCUCCUUCGUGCAAGCCCAGCAGGCCUGCCUGGAUAACAACGCAGUCAUUGCCACCCCUGAACAGCUCCAGGCUGCCUACGAGGCUGGCUUUGAUCAGUGUGAUGCCGGCUGGCUGCGGGACCAGACAGUCAGGUAUCCCAUUGUGAAUCCCCGAAGUAACUGUGUAGGAGACAGAGAAGGCUCUCCGGGCGUGCGGUCCUACGGCAUGCGGCCAGCCUCAGAGACCUACGAUGUGUACUGCUACAUUGACAGGCUAAAGGGCGAGGUGUUCUUUGCAACCCAGCCAUAUCUAUUCACCUUCCAAGAAGCUCAGGAGUAUUGUGAGAGCCAAAAUGCCACUUUGGCCUCUGUUGGGCAACUCCAUGCUGCGUGGAAGCAGGGUCUGGACAGAUGCUAUGCUGGCUGGUUAGCUGAUGGCAGCCUCCGAUACCCAAUAGUGACCCCGCGACCUGCCUGCGGGGGAGAUGAGCCUGGUGUGAGGACCAUCUACCUGCACUACAACCAGACGGGCUUCCCCGACCCACUGUCACGGCAUCACGCGUUCUGUUUCAGAGCUCUGCCAUCUGUGGAAGAACCAGGGGUUACCUCCUUCUUUGAAGAAGCUUUUGUAACCCAAGUGAUCCCUGGCGUAGAGGGGGUACCUUCUGGGGAAGAAACAACUGUAGAGAUGGAGUCUACCAUUGAACCCGAGAAUCAGACAGCCUGGGGAACAGAAGUCUUUCCAACUGACGUAUCGCUGCUCUCAGUGACUCCAUCUGCAUUUCCUCCAGUUACUGUAAUACCAGAAGAAACAAGUACUGAUGCUUCCAUCAGUGUGUCAGGGGAGAUCACUGAAUCUGAAGGGCAUCAAGUCAGUGGUGAAUCUUCAACAUCUGGGUGGGUAUCUGGAGUCCCAGAUAUAAGCGGAGAAUCGACUUCUGGAAUUGUUGAACUUAGUGGAGAACACUCCGGGAUUGGAGAAAGUGGAUUGUCAUCAGCAGACCUGCAUACCAGUGGAGAAAGUGGGCUAUCAUCAGGGGACCUAAGUGGAGCACCUUCUGGGAUUGUUGAUGUUAGUGGCUUACCUUCUGCAGGGGAAGAUAUAUCAGUGUCUACUGCAAGGAUACCAGAAAUUAGUGGGAUGCCGUCUGGAGUGGAAAGUAGCGGGCUGAAUUCCGGAUUCAGUGGAGAAUUCUCUGGAACUGAGCUAAUUAGUGGCCUGCCAUCUGGCGAGGAAAGUGGACUCCCAUCUGGGUUUCCUACCGUCUCUCUUGUGGAUUCUACUCUGGUGGAAGUUGUAACAGCAGCAACGGAAAGGCAAGAGGAAGGAAAAGGAUCGAUUGGAGUUAGUGGUGAAGGAUCUGCUGGAUUUCCGUCUGCUGGAUGGGACAUGAGUGGAGGAACCAGUGGACUACCCUCAGGAGCUGAGCUCAGUGGAGAGCUCUCUGGAGUGCCAGAGUUCAGUGGAGAGCUCUCUGGAGUACCCGAGCUCAGUGGGUUACCCUCAGGACUGGAUAUCAGCGGAGAAUCAUCUGGAAUACCUGAGAUCAGUGGCCAGGUGGAUCUCAGUGGCCUUAUUUCUGGUGAUGAUGGAAGUGGUGAGGCUUCAGGCAUUACCUUUCUAAAUGCCAGUUUGGUAGAAGUGACAACCCCCUCUGUGACAGAAGUGGAAGCAAAAGAGCUUUUGGAGAUCAGUGGCUUACCUUCAGGUAGUGAAGACACAUCAGGCAUGGUAUCUGGUAGCUUAGACAUGAGUGGUUCUGGGCAUAUAGACUUCAGCGGGAGUGUUUCUGGAGUGCUUGAGACCAGUGGACUUCCAAGCGGAGUCAUUGAUGGCAGUGGAGAAGUCUCUGGGGUUGAAGUCACUAACGGCCUAAUGUCUGGAGAGGGCAGCGGACUCGUGUCUGGCUUUCCUACAAUCUCUCUUGUGGAUACCACUUUGGUUGAAGUUGUUACUCAGGCAUCUGUUGCACAAGAGGUGGGAGAAGGGCCCUCUGGGAUGAUAGAAAUCAGUGGUUUUCCUUCUGGAGACAGAGGAAUAUCUGGAGAGGGGUCUGCAGUUGUGGACACUAGUGGGUUACCCUCAGGGACAGGAGACUUCAGUGGAGAGCCAUCCGGGAUCCCAUAUUUCAGUGGAGACUUUUCUGGAAUCACAGACCUAAGUGGACAAUCUUCAGCAGUGACUGAUUUUAGCGGGGAGGUCUCAGGGCUUCCAGAAGUCACUUUAGUCACUUCUGAUUUAGCUGAAGCUGUGACAAAGCCAACAGUUUCCCAGGAACUGGGUGGGGAAACAGCAGUCACGUUUCCCUACGGUGUCGGGCCGAGCGGUGAGGCCUCUGCAUCUGGUGAACUCAGUGGGGAAACAUCUGCACUCCCAGAAACUGGGAUAGAAACAUCUUAUGAAAUCAGUGGGGAAACAUCUGCAUUUCCUGAAAGUGGCCUAGAAACAUCCACAGCUCAAGAAACCAGUGGGGAGACAUCUGCAUUUCCUGAAAUUGGCCUAGAAACAUCCACAGUUCAAGAAAUCAGUGGGGAAAAUUCUGCAUUUCCUGAAAUUAGGAUAGAAACGUCCACCAGUCAAGAAGCCAGGGGAGAAACUUCUGGCUAUCCUGAAAUCAGCGCAGAAACAUCUACAGUUCAAGAAAUCAGUGGAGAAACUUCUGCAUUUCCUGAAAUAAGCAUAGAAACGUCUACCGUUCAAGAAAUCAGUGGGGAAACGUCUGCAUUCCCUGAAAUUAGGAUAGAAACCUCUACCGUUCAAGAAAUCAGUGGGGAAACGUCUGGAUUCCCUGAAAUCAGGAUAGAAACAUCCACAAGUCAAGAAGCCAGGGGUGAAACAUCUGCGUUCCCUGAAAUCAGCAUAGAAACCUCAACAAUCUAUGAAAACAGUGGGGAAGUAUCUGCGUUUCCCGAAAUUAGCAUAGAGACUUCGACAGUCCACGAAAUCAGUGGGGAAGCAUCUGCAUUUCCUGAAGUUAAUCUGGAAACAUCUACAACUGAAGAAGCCAGGGGUGAAACAUCUGCAUUUCCUGAAAUUAGCAUAGAAACCUCAACAGUACAGGAAAUCAGUGGGGAAAAUUCUGCAUUUCCUGAGAUUAGAAUAGAAACAUCCACCACUGAAGAAGCUAGGGGUGAAACGUCUGCAUUUCCUGAAAUUAGUAUUGAAGCGACAGUCCAUGAAACCAGUGGGGAAACAUCUGCAUUUCCUGAAAUUAGCAUAGAAACUUCAACAGUCAAUGAAACCAGUGGAGAAAUGUUUCCUGAAAUUAGAAUUGAAACAUCCACAAGUCAAGAAGCCAGGGGUGAAACAUCUGCAUUCCCUGAAAUUAAUAUAGAAACAUCCACAAGUCAAGAAGCUAGGGGAGAAACAUCUGCAUUCCCUGAAAUUACCAUAGAAGCAUCCACAGUUCAGGAAGUAAGUGGGGAAACAUCUAUGUACCCUGGAAUUAGUAUAGAAACUUCGACAGUGCAUGAAAUUAGUGGUGACGAAUCUGCAUUUCCUGCAAUGAGAACUGAAACAUCUACAAGCCAAGAAGCCAGGGGUGAAAUAUCUGCCCUUCCUGAGAUUAGCACAGCAACAUCCCCAGUCCAUGAAAGCAGCAGUGAAAGUUCUGCCUUGCCUGGUGUUCACAUGGAAACAGCUACUGCACCUUCACUCGGUCCAGAGUCUUCUGGAGCUCCUGAGAAGGAAGUGACUGAAGCAACAUCUGAAACUCUGACACACUCAGACACAAACAUUUCAGGGGAAACCUCUGUCCCAGACACUGUAAUUAGCACCCAGAUUCCAGAUGUUGAAUUAACACAGGAAGCCAAGAGUCCUGAAGAGGCUCAGCUUGAAAUAGAGUCCUCCACUCCCACAGCGUCAGGACAAGAGACAGAACCUGCUGUUGCUCAAGACUCUCAACCUCUGUCAGCCACUGCUACUGCAAUCCUGCCCCAAGUAUCACAAGAAGCAGUAGAUGCAUUAGGACCCACUGCUGAAGACAUUGAUGAGUGCCACUCAAGCCCCUGUCUGAAUGGAGCUACCUGCGUUGAUGGCAUCGACUCUUUCCAAUGCUUAUGCCUUCCCAGCUACGGAGGGGACAUGUGUGAGAUCGACCUGGAAAACUGUGAGGAAGGCUGGACCAAGUUCCAGGGCCACUGUUACAGGCACUUUGAAGAGAGGGAGACUUGGGUGGAUGCAGAGACCAGAUGCCGAGAACAUCAAGCCCACCUGAGCAGUAUCAUCACCCCGGAAGAGCAAGACUUUGUGAACAACCAUGCACAGGACUACCAGUGGAUCGGGCUCAGCGACAGAACCGUGGAGAAUGACUUCCGCUGGUCCGACGGGCACUCGCUGCAAUUUGAGAACUGGCGGCCCAAUCAACCCGAUAACUUCUUUGCCGCUGGUGAAGACUGUGUUGUGAUGAUCUGGCACGAGCAAGGCGAAUGGAACGACGUCCCGUGCAACUACCAUCUCCCUUUCACGUGCAAGAAAGGAACAGUGGCCUGUGGGGACCCCCCUGUGGUGGAGAAUGCCCGGACCUUCGGCAGGAAGAAGGAGCGCUACGAGAUAAACUCCUUGGUUCGGUACCAGUGCAACCACGGCUACGUCCAGCGCCACGUGCCCACGAUUCGGUGCCAGCCCAAUGGGCAGUGGGAGGAACCACGGAUAUCCUGCACAAACCCCUCCAGCUUCCAGCGCCGGCUAUACAAGAGGAGCCCCAGAACUCGGUCGAGACCCAGCGGCGGAGCCGAGCACGGGCCCCCCCAUUAG
Molecule: messenger RNA, 6398 nt
Organism: Nothoprocta perdicaria
Lineage: Eukaryota; Metazoa; Chordata; Aves; Tinamiformes; Tinamidae
Gene: ACAN
Product: aggrecan
Exons: 20
Coding region: 69-6398 (2109 amino acids)
Biological process (GO): cell adhesion
Molecular function (GO): calcium ion binding; hyaluronic acid binding
Source: RefSeq, a predicted model, not a curated record